AUGGAGGAGGAAGAAGAAGCAAUAAGAUAUUAUUUCAGAAGAAAUUACGACUAUAAUGCGAUAUUAGAGUUUUUAGACAAAUACCAUGACAUAAAGAUGUCGAAACGGACUCUCUUAAACCGUUUAAGAGAUUAUGGUUUGAACAGGCGAAAUCGCAACAUCGACGAAGAUCUCCUUCGCGAUCAUAUUAACAGGGAAUUACAAGGCUCUGGUAACCUACUUGGUUACCGAGCGAUGUGGCGGAGACUUCACUUGAAAUAUGACAUUAAUGUACCAAGGUCAGCG
Molecule: messenger RNA, 285 nt
Organism: Paramuricea clavata
Lineage: Eukaryota; Metazoa; Cnidaria; Anthozoa; Malacalcyonacea; Plexauridae
Source: the annotation of a GenBank genome assembly